AUGGUCGCUAUUAAGCCGUCCAAGAAGCAACGUGGUAAGUUGAAGGCGACUAAAACCAAGAAGGAAGCAAGUAAAACGCAUGUCAAGUUUAAUGACAAUGGCGAGAAUGUUUUGCCCAAGAAACGUGCGCGUGUGGUCAAGAAGAAAGAUCAAGAGGAAAUGAGCAAAAGCGGCGGGAAGUCUGACCGCUCACCGGAUGCAAUCCAACAGGCCAAGUACUAUCUAGAGCAGUGGCAGAAGCGUGGAGAGAUCAAGGCAGAUGAUGAGCUUUUGUGGAAGUUUAAGACAAUCCAGCAGCAAUGGAUCCUUCGGUGGAUGUACGAAGCUGAUGUUGUACCCAAGCCCAUGUUCGCUAUUGUGCUAGAAUACCUAGACGGUAUCCAAGGCGCGGCACGCAAGCGUGUGGCGGAUUCUGCACAAGAAAUUAUUGACUUGGGUGUUCCGGCAAAAGAAGAUGAAGAAGCAGCGUCGGAAGAGAAGGAAAAGAUGCUGAAUGUGAAGCUUGCUCGAAGACGUUACAAACGUGCACUGCAAGUGGCUGAGCUGCUGGCUUAA
This is a messenger RNA of Peronospora farinosa, 555 nucleotides long. The record is from the annotation of a GenBank genome assembly. Lineage: Eukaryota; Oomycota; Peronosporomycetes; Peronosporales; Peronosporaceae.